Molecule: messenger RNA, 1511 nt
Organism: Daphnia carinata
Lineage: Eukaryota; Metazoa; Arthropoda; Branchiopoda; Diplostraca; Daphniidae
Product: compound eye opsin BCRH2-like
Exons: 10
Coding region: 131-1321 (396 amino acids)
Biological process (GO): visual perception; G protein-coupled receptor signaling pathway
Cellular component (GO): membrane
Molecular function (GO): G protein-coupled receptor activity
Source: RefSeq, a predicted model, not a curated record
AGGUGCAGAGAUUGUCGAAUUCGUGGCAAACACAAGUUUCGGUGCAAGUACCAGGACGCAGGUCGAAUCUCUCAGUUUUUGAGACAGCGAACUAGCGUUUAACCAACGAUCAACUUAACUCUAAUUCACUAUGGAGAACGUCAUGCAGGAAAUGAUGAACCCUUUGUCGAACGCCAAUGCUUCAAAUCUCAUCCGGACGGCUAGAGCAAUCCAGCAGAAUGUUUAUUUCGGAUAUCCUGCUGGUGUAGCUCUAACUGACUUGGUCACAGAUGACAUGAAGGCUUUGGUUCACCCGCACUGGAGUAAAUUUCCGCCUGUCAAUCCCAUGUGGCACUACCUUUUGGGAACAAUCUACGUCUUCUUGGGCUUGAUUUCCUUAUUCGGUAAUGGAGUAGUGAUCAGCUUGUUCACCAAGACGAAAGAACUUCGCAGCACGGCCAAUAUGUUCGUCGUUAAUCUUGCAUUUUCCGACUUCUGCAUGAUGGUUACGCAGUUUCCUAUGUUUGUCCACAACUCGUUCAAUGGCGGCAUCUGGCUUUUUGGUCCAGCCGCUUGUGAACUCUACGCUUGCACUGGAAGUAUCUUCGGAGCUACUAGCAUUUGCACUAUGGCUGUUAUCGCUUACGAUCGAUACAACGUCAUCGUCAAAGGGAUGUCUGGAACUAGAAUGACAUCAAAGAAGGCCGCGAUCCUGAUUGCUUGCUGCUGGAUUUACGCCACCGUAUGGUCUAUCAUGCCUUACUUUGGUUUCGGUCGUUACAUCCCAGAAGGCAUUUUGGAUUCUUGCUCUUUCGAUUAUCUUACUCGAGAUCAGCAGACCAAAAUCUUCGGCCUUUGUCUCUUCUUCUUCCUCUACUGCAUCCCUUUGGCCUUUAUCACCUUCUGCUACUACUUCAUCGUCAAGACCAUCUUCGAGCACGAGAACACUCUACGUGAGCAGGCCAAGAGGAUGAACGUUUCGUCCCUACGCGCUAACGCUGAUGCCAACGCUACCUCCGCUGAAAUCAGAAUUGCUAAGGUCGCCCUAUGCAAUAUUGCUCUGUGGGCAGGCAUGUGGACUCCUUACGCCGCCAUCGUCCUCCAGGGUCUUCUUGGAGAUCAAUCAACCAUUACACCAUUGGUAACGAUCUUGCCAGCAUUGAUUGCUAAAUCCGCAUCCAUCUGCAAUCCGGUUGUCUACGCAAUUUCUCAUCCAAAAUUCCGACUGGCUUUGCAAGAGAAAUACCCGUGGUUCUGCAUCCAUGAGCCCAUCAAGGCUGAUAACGACUCUGUUUGCUCAACCAAAACUGGUGUUUCCAGCACGACCAGCGAUUCAACAUAGAAGAUUGAACAAUUUCAAAUGGAACUCACUCUGCCGACCAUUUAAAACAUAGAAAUCUCGAAUUACGAUUACGACAAGAAUGUAUACAUUAGUUUCUUCUUCUUUGACUAUAAUUCGAUUGUUUUUGGUUCUUGAGUUUGUUUAUCAAUCAUAGCAAAUGGAAAAAAAAUAAAUGUGUAGCGUGGGCAAU